ACUAUGCAUUGACUUUUGUAACUGUCAUUUAAUUAGCGAGUUUGAGAUCAUACCGUAGCGUCAAAUUUUAUUGUUUUGAUAUUUUCUGUAAUCCUAAAAAGAACUGUAAGGCUGCUUUAUUUUUAAUCAUGGAAGUUAAAGAAUGCAACGAUUUGACUGAAGAAAAUCAAUUUAUUGUAGACGAUGUGAGUAAAAUUAUAAAAGAAGCAAUCGAAAACUCUAUCGGAGGUACGGCUUAUCAACAUAACAAAGUUAAUCAGUGGACCUCCGCUGUUGUGGAGUCUUGUUUAUGUCAGCUUACAAAACUACAAAAACCUUAUAAAUAUGUAGUAACUUGCACAAUUAUGCAGAAGAAUGGAGCUGGUUUACAUACAGCAUCAUCAUGUUUUUGGGAUAACAAUACUGAUGGCUCAUGCACAGUGCGUUGGGAGAACAAGACUAUGUAUUGUAUUGUUUCAGUUUUCGGCCUUGGAAUAUAAUAUUAAAAAAAAAAACAAA
Vanessa tameamea is the source of this 498-nucleotide messenger RNA. RefSeq names its product dynein light chain Tctex-type (gene Dlc90F). The transcript has 3 exons. The record is from RefSeq and is a predicted model, not a curated record. Gene Ontology annotation, cellular component: cytoplasm; cytoplasmic dynein complex. Bases 129 to 479 code for a protein of 116 amino acids. Gene Ontology annotation, molecular function: dynein intermediate chain binding. Lineage: Eukaryota; Metazoa; Arthropoda; Insecta; Lepidoptera; Nymphalidae. Gene Ontology annotation, biological process: microtubule-based movement.